Molecule: messenger RNA, 1127 nt
Organism: Adelges cooleyi (spruce gall adelgid)
Lineage: Eukaryota; Metazoa; Arthropoda; Insecta; Hemiptera; Adelgidae
Product: endocuticle structural glycoprotein SgAbd-8-like
Exons: 4
Coding region: 715-1065 (116 amino acids)
Cellular component (GO): chitin-based extracellular matrix
Molecular function (GO): structural constituent of chitin-based larval cuticle
Source: RefSeq, a predicted model, not a curated record
UACUAUACUGUAACAAUACAUUGAAAGUUAAUCGAUGGCCGUUAGCUAGAAAAUGGGAAAAAACACUUAAAACAACUUAUUACUUAACGGCUAAUAAUUUCAAAUAAACACACCCAUCAUCAACCUAAUCAAGUACAAUCUGAGCACGGUACAAAACCAGCCAUAAAUAAAAAAUUGAUCCACCAAAAAGAAGCUCAGCAAAAAAAAAAAACAAUUACAGUUAAAAUUUGUUUUGCAAAAUUCUUAGUGUAUCGAACAAUAUUCUAUACCCGCAGAUUAUAUUCCCUUUAACUGGUAAGCACCAAACCCUCUUAAGAAGUUUUAGCCAAAGACAUUGUUCUUGAUCGAAGAACAUUUUACAACGACAUUUGUGCUCUACUACAAAUGAUCAAACAAUGGAAUAGACUGCCUAGAAAAUCUUGUAAUGGUUUUAACACAAGACCUAUUGGUUUGGUGCAACAGCAGUAAUAUAAUUUACUAAUUUAAAGAAUACUUUUAACAAAUUUGGCACUAAUUCGUCUGUUUUAAAAACAUUUAUAGCGCUAUGUUAUUUUAAGAUGAAAUAUGUGUAAUUUUUUUUUGGAAGUUUUCCCUAGAUCUCGAAGGAGAAGCAUAAGAGGCAGAAGAAAACCAUGAGCAAGUGAUUUACACCAUUAGGUGUAAGUAGAUAGACCUAAGAAGUUAAGCCUCAAGACUUCCAUAGCCGAGUACAACAUGUUCACCGCAACUGUGUUAUAUUCCAUGGUCGUCAACGUCGUCUUAAGCUCAGCCACAUUGCAAUACACAAAUACUGAACCUCUUCCGGUUGCUUUGAUCAGACACGACCACGUUGUCGACAACAACGGACAGUUCGCACUGGCAUUCGAAUCAGCCGAUGGCAUUUCGCAGUCGAAACAAGGAGCGUUGGUGUUGAACGACGAAGGAGACGGUUACGUUAUGAUCCAACAGGGAUCGUACGAAUAUAGAUCUCCCGAAGGAAUUCUGGUGCGAAUGGUUUAUAGAGCCGACAAGAACGGUUUCCAUGUAACCGGAUUUCCUUUACCAGUACAACAACAACAGCGAUGAAAACAUAUACAGUGUGCAAAAAGUAUACUAAGACUUCUAACAAGAAAAUUCGAAAACCUGAU